This is a messenger RNA of Owenia fusiformis, 2179 nucleotides long. Lineage: Eukaryota; Metazoa; Annelida; Polychaeta; Sabellida; Oweniidae. The record is from the annotation of a GenBank genome assembly.
UAGUCAAUUCGCUACAUAGAAGUUAUCCUAUGGAAUGAUGAUUUACCAUGUUCACAAUCACUUAUAUAUACACAUUUUCGUUUGCUUUAUUGUGGGCGUAGAGAGUCAAAGUUAUCGUUUAGUAGACGGACGCGCGGAUGGGACUUCAGGCCGUGUAGAGGUAUUCUAUUCCGGAACAUGGGGUACUGUUUGUGAUGAUAAAUGGGACGUUCGAGACGCACUUGUUGUAUGUAAUUCAUUAAACAUACCACCAAUCAAUCCCGUCGCGCAUCCAUGUUCCAAAUACGGCAGCGCAUCUGGAGUCAUCCAAUUGAGUCGAUUGUUGUGUACAGGGUCAGAGGAUGCACUUGAUAUGUGCCCGCAUUACACAUGGGGAUCGUCAGCUGGAUGCGGCCACAACGAAGACGCUGGUGUUGAUUGUACCCCUACAGAAUCUGAUGCUGAUAUGAUUCGUUUGGUUGGUGGAAAUGCAUAUUCCGGGAAAGUUCAACUUCUUCACAAUGGAGUAUGGGGAACUGCUUGUAGUAGCACGCCUUGGGGUGCAGAAGAAGCCACGGUUGUAUGUAAUCAACUUGGACUGGGCUCGAAUGGUGCUGUCGCAUAUACAGCGGGGUCACAAGCUGGUGACCCAAUGAUAUGGUAUGACAAUAUCAAUUGUGAUGGCACAGAACAAAAUAUUAUGCAGUGUAGUAAAUGGGGUCCACGAUGUCCGCCUUAUACAGCCUCUUGUGGUCAUAGUAGUGACAUGGGCGUCACGUGUGAUCCAAUUCCAACAACCACACUUCCCACAACUGUUGAGACAUCUGUAGAAACAACCAUUGAUACAACCAUAGAAACAACCAUUGAUACAACCAUAGAAACAACCAUUGAUACAACCAUAGAAACAACCGUUGAUACAAAUAUAGAAACAAUAGUUGAGACGACCGUUGCCACAACUGCUGAUACAACUGUUGAAACAACUGUUGAUACAACAUUUGAAACAACUGUUGAUACAACAUUUGAAACAACUGUUGAUACAACAUUUGAAACAACUGUUGAUACAACAUUUGAAACAACUGUUGAUACAACAUUUGAAACAACUGUUGAUACAACAUUUGAAACAACUGUUGAUACAACAUUUGAAACAACUGCUAAUACAACUGUUGAUACAACAUUUGAAACAACACCAAGUGUAGGGAAAACUAUUGGCACAUCCAAAGAAACAACUAUUGAGACAACCAUUGUAACAACGUUUGAAACAAUAACGCCUCCGCCUCAAACUACAUUGUACACCUCUACAAACUCCCCUGUAACAAUCCCAAUUACAUCAAGCUUUUCCAAUGUUGCCUUUUAUGAUGUCGUAUAUUUCAAAAAAGAAAUUGAGAAAACCAAUGCCAUCAAAACAGAUACAAUUAUUAUUGUUGAAGAGCAGUUUACAGAUUCUGACAAGCGUGUCAGUGCAAAGGCAAUUGGCGCUUUCGCUAUGUUGUUGUUGCUCAUUGCUGCGUUGCUUAUAGUGGUAUCGGACGUAAAGAUAAUUUAUUCACACUUACGGAGAAUGCUAUACAAUGUAGGAGUGUACAAGAGAAAACAGCAAGAGGUUAAAAUGUAAAUGUACACAAGAGAGUAGAUAGAAUGUAAUGUAAAGGUAAAUAAAAAUAAAUUAUUUGUAGCAUUUGUAGAUUUCAAACAAUGUUUUGAUAAAAUAAGCAAAGUGGUAUUAUGGAAAAAUUGUUUAAAUGUGGUAUUAGUGGAAAGAUGUUAAACUGUAUCAAAAAUAUGUCAAAGCCAAAUCUUGUAUUUUCACAAAUGUUUUUUUCACUCUUUGUAAAUGACAUGGAGGAUUACCUUUUGAAUAGUCAUAAAUGUAGCUAUUUAAACUUAGGUCACGACAUUGAAUACUUUUGUAACGUUUUUAUACUCGUGUAUGCGGAUGACACAAUUAUUUAGUCAGACACAAGUGAUGGGCUACAGAGAGAACUAAAUGGUCUUACGUCAUAUUAUGAUUUCAACAACUUGUCUGUUGACACAAAAAAGACAAAAUAGUUAGUAUUUUCUCAAAAAGAAAACCCAGGCGUUUAUUUAGAUUUACAUACAACGGAGAAAAUGUUGAAAUUAAUGACACUUUAAGUAUUCAGGAGUUUUAUUUUCAGUUAUUUUGAUCCGUUGAAGAAACAAGCUGAAAAUGCCAUGUAUGGAG